ACCUGGUAGUAGACCAGUGUCAACAUGACUGAGAAGACACAUGACCUGGUAGUAGACCAGUGUCAACAUGACUGAGAAGACACAUGACCUGGUAGUAGACCAGUGUCAACAUGACUGAGAAGACACAUGACCUGGGGCCUGUUGCACAAAAGUAGAAUUAAGACAUCCGGGAUAAAUGACUCAGCUGAGCUCAAUGAAGCCAAAACAUGUGCGUCCAGGCUUAAUUGGUUGCACAAAGACCAAGCCAGGAUGAGCAGACACGGAUUCAUUAAACCAGGUGAAACCAAUCCUGGAUAGGUGCGCGCUCACGGCUCACUCAAAUAGACCCCGCCACAGAUCACAGAUUAACUGAUUUACCAUGGCAACUAGAGCCGCGUACUUUUCCCCGUCGGAAGCACAAAUCCUCAUGGAGGCAUACGAGGAGGUAAAAGAUAUAAUUAAGAAGAAAGGCAACACCGCCACAGUGAUAAAGCAAAGAGAAAAAGCGUGGCAAAGUAUUGCAGACCGCCUGAAUGCAUUAAACAUGAACGGGCCAAAAUGGACAUGGCAGCAGGUCAAAAUCAAAUACAAGAACAUUCUGCAGAAUGCAGUGAAAAAGAAUACCCACAGACAAGGCACGGGUGGUGGGUCACCAAAGGCUGACCUUACCCCAGCAGAGGACAUGGCCUUGGCGCUAAAUAAAGGCAGGCCCGUCUUAGAGGGGAUCCCUGGGGGGAAAGAGACGAGCAUAGGUUCCUCCCAAGAUGCCACCCGCUUCAUUCAAGUGCCUGGCAGCACUGUGUUCCUGUUAGAGCCACCAGCACAAGCACCAGACGAUGCUGAUCCAGGUGAAGGCCCCAGUGCAGCAGCAACAGCACAUGAUGGAGACAAUGAUGAGGAGGAGACCAUCUCUCUGGAUUCCAGAAGGCAUGAGGACCCAGAUGCUAUACAGUGGGAAAACCAGCCUGGCAACAUAGUGCAUAUUAAUAAAAGGACACCACAUCCUGCCAAAUUCCAGCUGCGCUAAUUGUAUUGUGUUCACAGAGCUCACAAGCUAUCAGAAAGUUGUAUGGCAACCACCUCCGGCGCCAAAUAGAACUGGCAGACAUAGACAUUCAGUACAAGAAGAAAAAGAUGGAAAAUCUUGCACUGGAGUCCGAAAUAAAAAAGAGGACAAUUAGGAAACUGGACCUUGAAAUAAAAACUUGAGAGGGAGCUCCAAGAAGAUGACACAGCUCAAAAUAAAAAUUAGGUAUAUUCUCGUAAAGUCAAGUGAGCCAUGACAUAUGAGCUCUUAUUGUGAG
Oncorhynchus nerka (sockeye salmon) is the source of this 1283-nucleotide messenger RNA. RefSeq lists its product as uncharacterized. The coding region runs from base 359 to 1006 and encodes 215 amino acids. The record is from RefSeq and is a predicted model, not a curated record. Gene Ontology annotation, cellular component: nucleus. NCBI's taxonomy places the organism in Eukaryota, Metazoa, Chordata, Actinopteri, Salmoniformes, Salmonidae. The transcript has 7 exons.